Messenger RNA from Suillus subalutaceus, 1074 nucleotides. RefSeq names its product P-loop containing nucleoside triphosphate hydrolase protein. Gene Ontology annotation, biological process: IMP metabolic process; 'de novo' AMP biosynthetic process. Gene Ontology annotation, molecular function: nucleotide binding; adenylosuccinate synthase activity. The coding region runs from base 1 to 1074 and encodes 357 amino acids. The record is from RefSeq and is a predicted model, not a curated record. The transcript has 10 exons. Gene Ontology annotation, cellular component: cytoplasm. NCBI's taxonomy places the organism in Eukaryota, Fungi, Basidiomycota, Agaricomycetes, Boletales, Suillaceae.
AUGCGUGUGUUUCAGCCCCAAUGUCAUGUUAUUGUAUCCUGUGGAUGGGACAAGGUUGUAAAGCUUAUCGGUGUGAUCCUUACUAGGACGAGCUCAAGCCCAGCUUCACUGACGUUGGUCCCAACUCACUUGGAACCCGAGUGUAUCGAUCGCAUGGUCAACAGAUGGUCAGACGUUGUUCAGUGGAUGUGUUCGUGCCCAACUGCUACCGGCUAUAUACUGCCACUGCCAGCUGCGCUGAAAUCUUUGACUUUGAGAGCAAUUGGCGCUAUCCCUAGGAUGAGCUCUAGCCCAGCUUCACUGACGUUGAUUCUGACUCACAGGGACCCGAGCGGUAAUAAUGCCGGGCACACAAUUGUUGUGCCUGUUGGACCGGAGAAGGUGAAGACUACCUUUGCUUUCCAUCUUCUCCCAAGCAGUCUUGUAAACCCAACAUGUGUGGGCCUGAUUGGUUCUGGAGUUGUUGUUCAUGUGCCUUCCUUUUUCAAUGAGCUCGACGCCUUGGAACAGCAAGAUAGAGCUCAUCUCGUGUUUGACUCCCACCAAAUUGUAGACGGCCUGAAGGAAGUGGAGCUCGGUGGAUCCAGCAUCGGAACCACAAAGAAAGGAAUAGGCCCGGCUUACUCCAGGAAAGCCUCUCGUUCAGGCCUCCGAUUUCGCAAGAUUGUGGAGGGUUGUUUCAAGCGUUAUGGUCAUUUCGAAUAUGAUACAGAGGACGAGAUUGUGUGCUAUAAGGUCAUAUCUUUCAUGCUUUCCCUGUUAAAUAUCGUCGCUGAACAUGAUUAUAUUCAUUGCACACUGCCAGUGCGCAAGAAGGUCCUCGUUGAAGGUGCAAAUGCACUCAUGCUUGACCUGGAUUUUGGGACGUAUCCCUACGUCACCUCAUCGUCCACCACAAUUGGCGGUGUGUGCACUGGUCCUGGCAUACCUCCUAAAGCGAUUGGGCACACCAUUGGAGUUAUCAAGGCAUAUACCACUCAGCACAUUGGCGUCCACUUUCAAGAAGUUGGAAAGGAGUAUGGCACUACCACAGGCCGGAGGAGAUGUUGCGGCUGGCUGGAUCUCGUCAUCUAG